Molecule: messenger RNA, 4075 nt
Organism: Octopus bimaculoides (California two-spot octopus)
Lineage: Eukaryota; Metazoa; Mollusca; Cephalopoda; Octopoda; Octopodidae
Product: zinc finger protein ZFP2
Source: RefSeq, a predicted model, not a curated record
GUCACUCAAGUUUCUUGGAAAAAAAACUCUGUAAAUAAAACAACUGCACAAACCGUCUGUCUGUGUGUCACAUUAUCUCCCCUGCUCACUCUAAGACGAUGUUUUUUUAACUUUUUACCAGGCAAUAAGCUCCAUGUACUUGCUACUCCUCCACUCCGCCAACAGAAACACUUAAAAAACAAACAAACAUCAACUACACUAAACUAUUAAUUUUUUGUUAAAGCAAUAGUGCUUCUGCCGAAAGAGACUGUCUGCAGAAUUGUUUCAUCACCACCAUGAAUCAGACAUUCUCCAAUUAGUAAAGAACAUUUGAAAAAUAAUUCACCACACUCUUUAAAACAUUGGGAAUGCCAUGAAAAAUUCUGAAGAAAAUCUUCCCAGCACUUAAGCCCCAAUGUUUCCGGGAAAUGUGGCCUCAACCGCCUGCUUCAUAUCACAUGUCUAAUCCAUAAAGAUUACUUUGAAGGUAUCUUCUUUGAGGUUAUUUGUUUAAAUUUAUGGAGUUAAUGUGAGGGAGAACAGUAAUGUGCUGGAGACAUUUCACUCAAUUCUAUCCUGUCUGCUCCAUUUACACAAACUGGGUCUUGCACCAUGAACAAGAGCAGAAUUUAUUUAAAACUUUAAGUCAGACGGAAGGUUUUGAGUGAAAAGUUUGGAAAAACAACAUGGCUGCUCUUCUCAGUCAUUGUCAUGUUGGUUUAUUUUACUGCCUGCGUAAAAAUUGAAAUGUAAUCAGUAAAAUGUAACAACUAAUAUCAUACAUUCGCCUUCAUCAUCAUCAUCAUCCUCAUUAUCAUCAUCAUUUUCGUCGUCGUCAUUAUUGUCACAAGUAUCUCACAUUCGAUAGUCAAAACUCUCAGUUCCCAGACUUGGAAGCUGUCCUAUUUGUGUAGAAUCAUUGGGAUAUUUCAUGUAAUAAUACCACAAAUUUAUACUGUAUACCCUUGUGAUACCACCAGCAUAUCCCAUGUGAGAACAUCAGGAUAUUUCUACACAAUACCACUUGGAUAUUUUUCUAUAUGAUACCAUCAGGACAACCCCCUGUGAUACCAUAUGCUUAUCUUAGAUGAUCCCAUCACAACAACACCAUUGUAAUUAUUUCAUGUGCACCAAUGCUGUUGUGGUGAGUGCAACUAACCCCUCUACACCACUGCAGUUGACAGCUCUUUACUGUUGCAUGUACUACAUCUGACCAGUGCAUUUAACGCAGCUGUGACACUGCUGUUAACCCAUCAUUGCAACAGCACUUCGCAUCACUGCAGCUGAACCAUUAUACCAUCGCUAUUUACACACCACUGCAAUUACCUCUUCAUACCACUGCAGUUGUUAAGACCUCGUAACACUGCAGUUAACAUACAUACUGCUCCUACUUCUAGUGUGUCAAUGGUCUGGAAGAUUCUGUGAUUUAAAAUAUAGACUGAAUUAUUUGAAACAAAAAGCUCUUUCCUUGCAUCCCACAUCACCCCUACUGAGCUGUUUCACCCGGUGUCAAAAAAUAAAAUAAAUAGACAUAUUUAUAUAUAUACAUAUAUAUAUACCUUACAAACAUGAUGGUAAAGAUACAGUUUUUGGAAUAAACCAAGUAAAGAACAAAAUGUAUUCCAUGCAACCAAUUUUCCCACCAAUAGGGACCCAGCCAAAUCUCUAUGGUCAGCCGUUCUAUCAAACUGACCACCUCAAGUGUCCGGAGAAGCUAGGCUUUCUUGAUGAAAAAAGCUAUAAAAACGAACUGUGUUGUGAUACAAAGGGUUUUGUUCCAGGUUUAAACAGUAACAACAACAACAACAAUACCAGCAACAACAACAACAACAACAUUGAAAGUAAUGGCAAUAUUGGCCAUGAGCGGAUCCCAGCCCCAAAAGAUGUCCAGUGUUCUGUUUGCAAAAAAGGAUUCUCCAAUUCCUUCUUUCUGAAGAUUCAUGAACGUGUGCACACUGGCGAGAAGCCUUUUAGAUGUUCGAGUUGUCCGAAAGCAUUUAGCCAGCAAGUCAACCUCCGCAACCACGAACGGGUUCAUUCGGGAGAGAAACCAUUUAGUUGUUCAGUCUGUGGCAAAGCAUUUAGCCAGAAAGGUAACCUAAAAUUGCAUCUGAGAACACAUACUGGAGACCGGCCGUAUGCCUGUGAGAUAUGCGGCAAGGCGUUCUACCAGAAAGUCAACCUUGAUGACCAUCGCCGUAUUCACACAGGAGAUAUGUUCUACUGCACCUUCUGUAAAAAACCCUUCACAAAUGCAUUUUUCCUAAAAAUUCAUGAGCGUGUACAUACUGGAGAGAAGCCAUUUCAGUGUGCCUUUUGUCCAAAAGCAUUCAGCCAGCAGAUCAACCUUCGUAACCAUGAGAGAACACACACUGGUGAGAAACCCUUUGCUUGUGCAACAUGUGGUAAAGCAUUUAGUCAGAAAGGAAACCUAAAACUUCACCUGAGGACACAUACAGGAGAGAAGCCAUUCGUAUGUGAUGUCUGUGGCAAAGCUUUCAGCCAAAGAGUCAACCUCAUCGACCAUAAGCGUAUACACACAGGCGACAUGUUCUACUGCCAGUACUGCAAGAAAGCUUUUUGUAAUGCAUUCUUUCUUAAAAUCCAUGAACGUAUCCACACGGGGGAGAUGUACAAGUGUUCAAUGUGCCCAAAGGCGUUCAGCCAACAGAUUAACCUACGUAACCAUGAACGUGUUCACACAGGAGAGAAACCUUUCUAUUGUACAAUAUGUUCAAAGGUGUUCAGCCAGCAAUGUAACCUGCGAACACAUCUGAGAACACACACAGGUGAGAAACCAUUCUCGUGCGACAGGUGUGGGAAAUGUUUCUCACAGAAGGCUAACUUAAAUAACCACAAGCGAACCAGAACCGGCUGUGAGCUCUUUAUUAAAAAUCCUUCUAAUUCGUCCUCUGCUGCCGGCUCACAUCAGGCGUCUGCCCCUUCUUCCACCUCUGUCUCUCCUAUUGUCUCCCCUUCAAUGUCUCCCAUGUCAUCCCCCUCGGUCUCUGCUAAAAUGAAUUCACUGAAAUCACCCGUGCCAUCUUUACCAUUAUCAUCCCCUUCGUCAGCUUUCAACAGCAGCACACAUAACAAAAACCAUCACCAUCACCAUCAGCAACAGCAGCAGCAGCAGCACUUGCCGCAAGGAUCUGGCCUUGUUAAGUCCAGCUUAAAGACUGGCAUGAACAGUCACAACAGUGGCGACCACCACAGCAAUGACAAUCCCAUAGAUUACAACAGCCAUCACCCGCAUCACGCACACAGCAACAGCAGCACCCCGACAUCCGGCAUCAGCCAUCCGAGCAGUCACCCUCAUCCACAAAGCCAUCCACAGCACCAUCCUUCAGAGUCUCCACACCAACAGACUGCUGCCAACUCCCUCACCAGACUACAGAUUCCAAACUUAACAGCCCCUUCCGCUUCCUCUCGGAUAAACUCGUUCUACUUGGAGGAGAUGCCACAGACCUGGGAGAACAACUACCUCUGGUCCCGCGGGUUUGCCAUGCCUCACAUGCUCAACCCGAGCUGGAACAAUAUGCCCAGUGCAUUCUCUAGCAGCCUGAAGCAUCACAACAGCAAACAGAACAUAGGGGGAACGAAUUUCCAGAGUAUACAUGGCCCGAUGAAGCCUAGCAACGAUUACAUGUUGAACACGAAAUAGAAAUCCGGGGGAGAACCAAUAAAUGAAGGCAUGAAAAGGGGCCCGACAGAUCCUUGAUGUUUUAUGAUAAACAUUAAUUUAUUUUGAAAAUUCUUCAAAACUAUUUAACAACUCCCCACUCCCAACAGAGAAAAAAUACAGAAACCCCAGAUGAAUAUUAAACUAGAAAGGAAACAAUUAGAUGUAGUGAUGGGAGCGGAGGAGGUGGGGGGGGGGUCUGUUUAUGGAGCCUCGUGGUCUUUGUAUGAAAGAUUGGUUGUACUUAAUGUCUUCUUUCUCUGUACGUGGAAAACAAGACCAAACUCUGUGAAGUUGUUCGGCAAUGAUAAAGGAUGCCAAAAAUGGAAAGGAAGAAAAAAAGAAUGGCAAAAAAAAAGAGGCUUUGAAAAAAAAAAGAAAAAAAAUAACUAAAGAAUUGUCUGUGCAAAAUCU